Messenger RNA from Scutellospora calospora, 218 nucleotides. NCBI's taxonomy places the organism in Eukaryota, Fungi, Glomeromycota, Glomeromycetes, Diversisporales, Gigasporaceae. The record is from the annotation of a GenBank genome assembly.
AAGAUCAAAACAUACUUGACUUUGAAGAUCGGAGACCUGAAGAUCGGAAUUUGAUUUCUUCCUCCACCCCUAUCAACAAAGAUAAUGUCCACUUAAUUAUGGAGGAAAUCGCUAAAGUAUUUCGAGAUGCAGCAACCGAAGCUAAUGCAAGAGCAAGUGAAGCGCAAGAACAGAAUAGGACCCAAGGUCAAGAAAGGACCCAAAAUCAACCAAACUAA